Molecule: messenger RNA, 1873 nt
Organism: Thermothelomyces thermophilus ATCC 42464
Lineage: Eukaryota; Fungi; Ascomycota; Sordariomycetes; Sordariales; Chaetomiaceae
Exons: 2
Coding region: 94-1698 (534 amino acids)
Molecular function (GO): oxidoreductase activity
Source: RefSeq, a predicted model, not a curated record
CAAACACAAGAGACAAAGAAUCGAAUUCCUGUCCAGGCUGGAGAAAGCAGUUCGUUUUCUCUGCCUGACCGGGCCUCCCGUGGCUUGUUGACAAUGUCACAAACAAUCUCCCCCUCGGAGCUCUCCAGCCACAACACCGUCAGCUCCCUCUGGAUUGCCAUAGACGGCCUGGUGUACGACUUGACCGAGUUCGCCCCAACUCACCCCGGCGGUCUGUCCGUCCUCCUCGAGCACGCGGGCAAAGAUGGCACAGAGGCCUACCACGCCGUUCACUCUCCUUCCCUGCUUCGGUCCAAUCUCCCGGUCUCCAAAUGCCUCGGCCGUCUCUCCUCGCCGCUCCCGGCGUCCUCGCCCUCUCGGCCGUCCCCGGCCCCUAAACCCCCCUUAUCCAGUCUGAUCUCCGUCCAUGACUUCCGCCAGGCUGCCCACACCUUCCUCCCGCCCAAGACCCUCGCCUUCGUCUCGUCGGCCGCUACCGACUGCCACACCCACGGUCGCAACAGCUCCGCCUACUCCGACAUCACCCUCCGCCCGCGCGUCCUCGUCGACGUGUCCGCCCCGGUGUCCCUCGAGACCACCAUCCUCGGCCAGCGCGUAGCCUCUCCGAUCUUCGUCGCCCCGACCUCCCUCGGCAAGACGGUCCAUCCGGAAGGCGAGCGCGAGAUCGCCCGCGCCUGCAAGGAGCUGGGCGGCGUCGCCCAGGUCGUCAGCACCAGCGCCAGCUUCUCCGUCUCCGACGUCGUCCAGGCGGCGCUCGACCACCCCUUCCCACCAGCAGCAGCAGCAGGAGCAGCAGCAGCCGGGGAUCCCGGCGCGGAACCCCCCAACGUGCCCGUCUUCCUGCAGCUCUACGUCGACAAGCACGCGCCCAACACCGAAGCCCUGCUCGCAUCCCUCACCUCCCCCGACCCUGCCGACCCCGCCGCAGCCAGCAAGAUCAAAGCCGUCUUCCUCACCGUCGACGCCCCCGUCCCGGGUAAGCGCGAGGCCGACGAGCGCGUCCCCGUCCCCGUCCCCACCCCGGCGGCGGCAGCGGCAACCACCACCACCACAACCACCACCAGCACCACCACCACGACGACCCCGAUGGCCACCCAGCUGAGCCCGACUGCCGACUCGUCCGGCGCCGCCCUGGGCCGCCUCAUGGCGUCGUACAUCUCGCCCUCGCUCUCGUGGGAGUCGACGGUGCCCUGGCUGCGGCGGCGGCUGCCGCGGUCGGUACCGCUCGUGAUCAAGGGGAUCCAGACGGCGGCGGACGCGGUGCGGGCGGCGCGGGCGGGCGCGGACGGCAUCGUGGUGUCCAACCACGGCGGGCGGAGCCUGGACACGGCCCCCGCGACGGUGCUCGUGCUCCUCGAGCUGCAGCGCUGCUGCCCCUGGGUGUUUGAGCGCCUCGAGGUCUUUGUCGACGGCGGCGUCGCCCGCGGCACCGACGUCUUCAAGGCCCUGUGCCUCGGCGCCAGGGGCGUCGGCGUCGGCCGCGCCGUCCUGUACGGGCUGGGGUACGGCAAGGACGGGGUCAAGAGGGUCUUGGAGAUACUCAAUGCCGAGCUGGUGACCACCAUGAAGAUGUGUGGUGUCACCAAGCUCGACGAAUUACACCCCGGGCUGUUGAACACACGGGCCGUUGACCAUCUCGUGCCAGACAGUCUGAGCGAGGAUCAUCCGUACGCAAAAUGGAGAAGGAGCAAGAUCUAGAUCUAGGGAGUCACGGCCCGAAUAUUUUGGUCCAUGGAGGUGAUCUUCAGUUCAAGAUUCUCGUGACGGUUCUGCGUAGUCUCCUCCCGAGAAAUAAAAAAAGGGUCCUUGCCUGGACCGAUGAUGGCUCAAAGCUUGACAGGUGCAAGCUCGAAGGAACAUGUCUUGAGGCACU